CUGCAAGGCCCAUGGCGGCAUCCACAGCUCUGUCAGCAGUGGCGGCGGUGGCAACGCUGUCUGGCCUGGCACUGCGACUGUCCCGCUCUGCAGCAGCCCGUGGCUCUUACUGUGCCUUCUGCAAGGGGCUCACGCGCACGCUGCUCACCUUCUUUGAUCUGGCCUGGCGGCUGCGCAUGAACUUCCCCUAUUUCUACAUCGUGGCCUCGGUGAUGCUCAACGUCCGCCUGCAGAUGCGGAUCGAGUGA
Molecule: messenger RNA, 248 nt
Organism: Artibeus jamaicensis (Jamaican fruit-eating bat)
Lineage: Eukaryota; Metazoa; Chordata; Mammalia; Chiroptera; Phyllostomidae
Product: small integral membrane protein 10-like protein 2A
Exons: 1
Coding region: 12-248 (78 amino acids)
Source: RefSeq, a predicted model, not a curated record